UGAACUGCCACACCCUCUCAUUCUCUCUCUAACAAGCUCUUGUUCAGCACAUCUAUUCCAGACACACUUUUACACUAGUGAUCAUUCAAAUCUGUCUCAGGCAUUGGAACUACAAGAUGUUGGCAACCCUUGAAACUAUUCAAUAUUUUCAAGACCUGGGCCCGAGAGAGCUGUCAUCAGGUAAUGUGGACCUUGACGUCAUUGAGGAGUACCUGCAGGAGCACUCAGUGGAGGUGAUGUCAGGAUUAUGUGUCCAACGGAGAAGUGAAGAGGAGCACAGUAUGGCAGAGAACAGCUGGUCUGGUCGCUAUACAUAUGAAUGGCAUUAUGGUGGAAUAUCAGGUACAGACGAGAGACAUGAACAACAUCAACAGCAGCAACAGACGUGGCUCUGUCAGUCCAGUCCCAGUGAAUGGGGACACUGCCAGUAUGACAGAAACCAGUGCAGUGAUUCAGACUCCCUGUCCACCAGCUCUGGUUGCCAAGAAUUUCCACCAUCUCUGACCGCAGACAGGAAGGGACAGAUUGAUUGUGAUUCCUUGGCUCUGGUGCCACUUUCAGGCAAAAGGAAAGAACGGCUCUUUCAUUUCUUGUAUGAGAUGCUACAGACACCAGAUAUGAGGAGCUGCAUUUGGUGGGUCCAGUCCAGCAAUGGCACUUUCCAGUUCUCCUCCCAGAACAAGGAGAAGCUAGCAGAGAUGUGGGGCAGACGCAAGGGCAACCGCAAGACCAUGACUUACCAGAAAAUGGCUCGAGCUUUAAGAAACUACUCACGAACUGGAGAAAUCUGCAAAGUGAAGCGAAAACUCACCUAUCAGUUCACUGAGAGAACACUGAGAGGGCUUCGGAGCAACUCACAAACAUUCAUGACUAAUUAAUGUGGCGUCCAUCCACUGAGUCAGUUUCUCUUAACUGGGAAAGUGUAAACGAAUACUGAGUAUUUGGUAGAGGAUGGUUUUGCCUCACUAACAUUCAUGUUCAUUAUGUAAUUUGGGCAUAUGUGCACUGAUUAACGCAUCCUGGUCUCAUAGAACCUUGUUACUAUGAAUAUAUUUUUGCAAAAUUAGUUAAAAGUACCUCGUUCUACGUAUCGCUGCAGUUUUCCUGGAAUAAACACUAGAGGUGCAACAACAGCACUGAGUUUUAUUUACUUUUACACAAAUCAUGACUAACACAGCAGAUUAACACUCCAUAAACACUUAUUUUCCGCCCUGUUACUCACACAAUGCUAUCUUAUGUAACUGAAACACUUUUAAAAUAACACAUGAUUUCAAAGAUGAUACACUUUAAUGCUUGCAUCAUAAAACCAACUACAUUUACAAGCUUAUUCAAGCGUGACAAAGUUGCCAACUGAUAGAGCGUUGGAAUUUGAACGUGGAAAACCGGGAAUCGAGUCCAGUAAAGCAUGAGUCGACACGUCAGCUGAAAGUGUCAUAGAAACGCCACAAAAUGACGUGGUUACUUUAGCUACUGCGUUUCUCAUCUCACAUUUGCUUUAAUGACACGAUUAGUUAGGUUUUGGUUAAUUUUUUAGGUUAGGGAGGUACUCUAGGUAGGUUAUCUUCAAUUACAACUCCAUAGAGAAUUAUCCCUAAACAAAUGAUAUUUUUUUGAGAGAACAUUUAACUUUUAGUGCCCCUCAGUGGACAUUUCACCUCAGAAUUGCAUAAGUGAAAUUAGCCAUGUAAUUUAAUUGUACAAAAAUGUUGCAACAGUCACGUAAUUUUCAUGAGAUCAGGCUGGUUAUCAAAUUGUAUUUGGUAAUUAAGACUUAAUUAGAAAAGAUGUAAUUUUGAAUAACAUGGAAUCUUAAUUAGGUCAUGUCUGAAAUGGCCCGUGAAGGAGCUGAAGGUGAUCUUUGAUAUAUGUAAAUCUGAGGAUUGUUGACUUUUACACUACUACGUUUUAUGUAGUUAUGAAUCCAUUUUGUGUGUUUGUUGUUGUUUUGAUAAAAUGUGUGCCAAGUUUUGUGCUAAUUUUGACUCUUCAAUGUAAUUCAAACACUCCUGAUGUGCCUUAAUAAAAUUAUUUUAAAUUCAAAGUUGUGCAGUUAAUAUUGCACAACUUCUGUUACACUGUAAAAAAUAAAAAGUUGAGUAAACUUAAAAAGGUAAAGCAACCAGCUGCAAAGCAUUUUUGAGUUUACUCAACUUCAGGCAAAUUAGCUGUACCUACUUAAC
Messenger RNA from Myxocyprinus asiaticus (Chinese sucker), 2180 nucleotides. RefSeq names its product transcription factor Spi-B-like. Bases 117 to 878 code for a protein of 253 amino acids. Lineage: Eukaryota; Metazoa; Chordata; Actinopteri; Cypriniformes; Catostomidae. The transcript is spliced from 6 exons. Gene Ontology annotation, cellular component: nucleus. Gene Ontology annotation, biological process: cell differentiation; regulation of transcription by RNA polymerase II. The record is from RefSeq and is a predicted model, not a curated record. Gene Ontology annotation, molecular function: DNA-binding transcription factor activity, RNA polymerase II-specific; sequence-specific DNA binding.